AUGUUCUCUGGGCCCAUCUCGGAAGGGGCCAGCAUGACCCUGCAGUGCACCAAGUCUGCGGGACACUGGAAGAUGGUGGUGUGGGACGAGGAGGGCUUCCAGGGUCGGCGGCAUGAGUUCACAGCCGAGUGCCCCAGCGUGCUGGAGCUGGGCUUCGAGACCGUGCGAUCCUUGAAAGUGCUGAGCGGGGCGUGGGUGGGCUUCGAGCACGCCGGCUUCCAGGGGCAGCAGUACGUGCUGGAGCGCGGCGAGUACCCGUGCUGGGACGCCUGGAGUGGCAACACGGCCUACCCGGCCGAGAGGCUCACCUCCUUCCGGCCUGUGGCCUGCGCUAACCACCGCGACUCGAGGCUGACCAUCUUCGAGCAGGAGAACUUCCUGGGCAGGAAAGGAGAGCUGAGCGACGACUAUCCCUCCCUCCAGGCCAUGGGCUGGGACGGCAAUGAAGUGGGCUCCUUCCACGUCCACUCUGGGGCCUGGGUUUGCUCUCAGUUUCCUGGAUACCGAGGUUUUCAAUAUGUGCUGGAAAGUGAUCACCACUCGGGCGACUACAAGCAUUUCCGGGAGUGGGGCUCCCACGCACAGACCUUCCAGGUGCAGAGCGUUCGCAGGAUCCAGCAGUGA
Messenger RNA from Sciurus carolinensis (gray squirrel), 624 nucleotides. RefSeq names its product crystallin beta A4 (gene Cryba4). The coding region runs from base 1 to 624 and encodes 207 amino acids. The transcript is spliced from 6 exons. Gene Ontology annotation, biological process: visual perception; lens development in camera-type eye. The record is from RefSeq and is a predicted model, not a curated record. Gene Ontology annotation, molecular function: structural constituent of eye lens. Lineage: Eukaryota; Metazoa; Chordata; Mammalia; Rodentia; Sciuridae.